AGUCUCGUUUGGAUUGUGCCACCACAUGCUCUGUGCGCAUUCUGUGCACUGCACUUCAACUGUGCACAGACGGCACUGGUGCAAUUUUAGAGACUUCAGAUUUAGUUUAAGACGACUAAUUUUAAUAGUUAAGCCUACUAAUGCUUUACCAAAAUGCGUUAGUGUUAUAAUGGGCAGUGCGCAUCACAAAUACGCGCAAAUAGUGAUCAAUUAUCCAGACCAGAGCACUUGACAUCGAAUGAUGAAUGCCGAAAAGCCAAACUUUCUGUCGCAGCCUGUCGUUAAGAAUGUUUUCAUGUACCGUAACGGAGACCAACAUUACGAGGCCCGGCGGAUAGUGAUUAACCAGAAGAGAGUGUGCAACUUUGAGACUUUACUGCGGGAAGUGACUAGCGGGAUCCAAGCGCCCUUCGGAGCCGUGAGGAACAUCUACACGCCCAGAGGUGGACACAAGGUGGACCGACUGGAGAGCCUGCAGAGUGGAGAGCAGUACGUAGCUGCAGGCAGAGAGAGGUUCAAAAAACUCGAUUACUUAGAGAUUGGCCCAAGAAAGAGAAGGAUGCUGCAGGCUCUUCCUCUACAGGUAAAACCUCCACCACAAAACAGGAUCAUGGUGUCAGCGCGUUUUCUGAAGCCAAUCAAGGAGCCAUGCCCCAUAUUUGUUGUUGCCAAUGGUGAUGUCUUGAACCCAGCCAUGAGGUUGCUGAUCCAUCAGAGGAUGCUGGGACAGUUUGAUAAGAUCCUGGAGAUGGUCACAGAGAAGAUGGGUUUGAGGGUCCUAGGGGGAGUGCGCAGUCUGUACACCUAUGAGGGCCAACAGGUGACUGAUGGGAACCAGCUGGAGAGUGGUCAGCUCUAUGUGGCAGUGGGGAGGGACAAGUUCAAGAAGCUGCCCUACAUUGACCUACUUUUCUCCAAACCUCGGGGGAUGAGAAGAAUGAAAGCUUACUCUCUACCACCAAUCUACAGAAUGUCAAAGCAAAAUGGGACUGGUAAGUCCAUGGUGCAGUCCAGUGACAGUGGAGAAACAGACCCUGAAGCCUCUCCUUCUGGUCUGAACGGCAACAGUAAGGAGCACCUGUCCUCCAUCGUCAGGGAGAUCUCUCAAGCUCGACUCAUCUCACUGAGGAAGAGGAGGAGUGGACAGAGUAUGGCACUGGGUAGCACUGACCAGGAUGAUGUGGAGGGGAGAGGCGAGGGGAGAAGCACGGGGGAGGAUGACCUUCAGAACCAGACCGAGCAGCAGAACUCUUCCCCAAACAAUAAAGAAACUGCAAAAGGAAAUGAUUUGCCCUCGGAUGAGACUCCCAGUCCAACCGAUGCCCAUGUGUCCAAGGAUGACCCUGGUGAACCCACAGUAGGAGACGAGAAGCAGGACUCAAACGAACAAGAAAACUCUCCAUCAGACGUGGUCAAUAAUGCAGACACAGAUGAGAAAUGCCCUGCAGAGGAAAGCACGAGCCAGGGGCAGGGACCUUGUGAUAAGACUCUGGACAGUAAUGAGAAAGAGGGCGAGGAAUCUAGCAAAGGUGGACAAAAUGAUCAAGACAGAAGUGCAGAAGGAGUGGAGGAAGUAGACAGUGGGAAGGGGGUGAACGGCAGCCAUGAUGGAAGUAAUGAUGCAGACACAGGGGAGGAGCAGAAAGAACAGAAAGAAGACAGCAACGAUGUGGAUAAGGCCCAGGCAGAUAAUGAGACCAAAGAGGCUAAAAGUAGCGAUGCUAACAGGGAAGAGGAGGGGGCAGACGGUAACAAAGACACAGAGCAGUCAGAAGAGGUCAAUGGAGAGGUCAGCGGACAAGAUGACGAGGUGAAGAGUGAAGCGGAGCUAGACGUGGACAAGAAAAAUCCUGAAACAGACAAAGAGAAAGAAUGAGAAGAAGAUAAUUGAUAUUACAUUUUUUAAAAGUAGUGCUAAAAGCUACUCAGAACUACUGUGACAGAGUAAAUAUAUAGAAAACAAAGCUGUGAAGUAUAUUUUAUAUAUUUAGGUGACCUCUCUCACAAGUCAUACCAAAUACCAAAGUUCAGAAAUAUAUUUUACAGAAGUACAGGGUAAACAUAACCAUAACCAUUCUAUAAUUGUUCAUACUGCACACUGAUCAGACAUAAUGAUAAUCUUAAAGGUGCACAAUGUAACUUUUCAGAUUGGGGAUCCUCCACCUGCUUGUCUCCAUGGAGAUUUUAUAUAUACACACACACACACCUUUAAGGUCAUGGCCCAGAUUAUCGCUUCAUUGUGGGAUCUGGUACUAGUGGGUGAAAAUAUUAGGCAGCAGCUGAACUUGUGUCAGAAAUGUUGAUGUGUUAGAAGACAACUUGGAAAAUAUAUCGGCAACUUUGACAAGCUUCUGUGCAGUUCUGUAAAGAAGAAAGUGUGUGUUUUUAGAACUCCACUUUUACCUGAUUAGUGUGCAUCCAUCCAAAUGUAUGUACUCUUGAGUAGAGCAUAGUCAUGACAUUACCUUAUUAUCCAAAGUUUUAAUAGAAUUGUGGAUUAUAUUAUAUCACAAGCACAGGAACAGUUUAAUUAGUAUUUAUAUUUAAUCAUUAUUGCUGUUUGCACUAUACGGUGCUCAAAACAAUUAGACAGAAGUGUAAACUGGUGUAUUCCUAUUUUCAGGUACUUAUUUGUCUUUCAUUCAUAAUCAGAAGGUUCAAAUUAUUUGGAAAAAGUUAAUUUAUUGAUGGACCAAAGAUAAAGAAUAAUUACACUGCACUCUUAAGUAUGCUACAUGUAUGGAUGUUAAGUUGCUAAACAUGAUGUUUGUUUAAUUUAUACAAAAAUAAAAUUAAGAAACAUCCCUUC
Periophthalmus magnuspinnatus is the source of this 2809-nucleotide messenger RNA. Its product is annotated as doublecortin domain-containing protein 2-like. The transcript has 9 exons. Gene Ontology annotation, cellular component: axoneme; microtubule organizing center; microtubule. Gene Ontology annotation, biological process: cilium assembly; dendrite morphogenesis; neuron migration. Bases 239 to 1876 code for a protein of 545 amino acids. NCBI's taxonomy places the organism in Eukaryota, Metazoa, Chordata, Actinopteri, Gobiiformes, Gobiidae. The record is from RefSeq and is a predicted model, not a curated record.